This is a messenger RNA of Planococcus citri (citrus mealybug), 2296 nucleotides long. RefSeq names its product nbs (gene nbs). Gene Ontology annotation, molecular function: protein binding; damaged DNA binding. Gene Ontology annotation, biological process: double-strand break repair via homologous recombination; mitotic G2 DNA damage checkpoint signaling. The record is from RefSeq and is a predicted model, not a curated record. NCBI's taxonomy places the organism in Eukaryota, Metazoa, Arthropoda, Insecta, Hemiptera, Pseudococcidae. Gene Ontology annotation, cellular component: Mre11 complex. Bases 160 to 2184 code for a protein of 674 amino acids. The transcript is spliced from 12 exons.
UUAUCAUUUCAAAUUCAAAAAUUUCUCGAAUUUGAAAUUGAAAAGCUCGUUUGUCGAAAUUUCUUAUUAAAUUGCUGUCCAGUUAAGUGAAAACUUGUCCUGUAAUCGUUCCAAAUGCAAAAUACUUCGACUGAUUCACGCGGAAAAUAAUUUACCAAAAUGAUCAUCCUACGAAGUGAACGAGGCGAAAUAUACAAUUUAUCCACAAAACCGAAGCACGUAGUCGGUCGAAAUGCCAGUUUAGAGUUAGAAGGUGAUAAAUCAGUCAGUCGUCAGCAUGCUGUUAUUCACGUUUCUGUCAAAAAUAAGAAGAUUCAAAUAAAGUUAGAAGACCUGGAUUCGAAAUAUGGCACCUACGUCAACGAUAUGAAUCGCGAAAUCCCCAAGAAUACCAUGACAGCUUUGAAGAUCGGCGAUAAAAUCAAGUUCGGUCAGCAGUGGAAUACUUGGACAAUAAUGCAAUCAGAAAUGGUAGUUUGUGUAUCGAUGUUGAAUCCCGAUCAGAAGCAACUUCUUGCCAGGCUACUUAAACCCAUGAAAGCCAGCUUGGUUUCAGAAUGGAGUGAUGAAUGUAGUCAUCUUACCAUGAUAGAAUUUUUAUGUACUAUGAAAGUUAUUCAAGCUCUCGGACGAGUAAAACCCGUCGUUUCGUUAGAAUACUGGAGUAAAUUAGCCGAAGUGUUGAAUUCAACUAAUGAAAAGCCUUUACCAGACUGUGAUGAUUUUGUACCACCCAUUGCUGAACCUGCAUUACAGAAUGCUUCGAUGAAUUUAAAAAUGCAGAAUAGUCGUCGUAAAUUAUUCAAUAACAUGCAAUUCGUCGUUUGUUCGGCAGCUCAAUAUGAUAAAAUUUCAUCGAUGGUUUCGCAUUCCGGUGGAACGGUAGUCGAUGGAUCCAAAACGGUUUUCAAGGAAGAACAAUUGAAAAGUGGCAAGAUUGUCGUUUUGGAAAGUGAUACGAACAAUGUGAGAAGUCGAAACUUGGCUCAGUUGAUGAAAAUUCUACAAGCUCUGAAACAUAGACGAAUAACAGAAGCAGAAAUCGGUUUAAGCAUGAUGACUAUCUCGACGGAAGUGCAUUGUAAUCCAACGCGGAGAUCUGCCGAUAUUUCUGGUCAAUCUGAAUCUCAACUUGUGAUAAAAGAAGAAGAAGCUUCGAUAUAUGAUGUGGAAGAAACUCAAGAACUAGAUGAACAAAACAGUACACAAUUUUUCGAUUCAGACACCAGUAAAUUCUCAUUGAACGUGAACGAUCAACGAAUACCCAGCGAUGACGAUGACGAUAUACAAGUAGUUCACGAUACUCCCGAAGACAACGAACCUGUAGUCCAAGCACCGCCAGCUAAACGAAAACGUAACGAUUCCAGCGACCAAUCGAAUUCGAAAAGUCUCAAAAUGACCGAUUGGGUUAUUCGGAAACCUUCGACGAAACCGAACUUACCACCACGUGAAAAACCAACUCCGAUCGAACUCGUCCCAAAGCCAGUCAAAAAUAAUAUAUUUGCGUUCAACCGUGACAAGAAACCUGCCCAGAGCACCUCUGAUUCUUUAUUCAAGGUUCCUACUCCUUCGACGAGUUCUAUAGAUAGAGUAGAUUCAGUCGAGAAACGUAAAAGAGGCUCUGUGGAGUUAUUUUCGUCGGAUAGUCCACCUGCGGCUAAAAAACCGAAUAUCGAUAGGAAGGAUUUAUUCCAGUUGCCUUCGACGAGUAAAACUACCAGAAGUGGAUCUCUUAUUUUAUUCGAGUCAGAUUCGACUGAUUCUGCUUCGCAGAAACCGACCAAAUUGAAGGAUGUCACCCUGAAAACAGUCGACCACACUUCGAAUAAAGAAAACACUCCAGGUCCGUCAAAGAAACCUACCUCGUCAUCAUUUUUCGAUCUGUCGAAGAAGAAGUGCAAAGAAGAAGCUAGAGAAGAAGAAUCUGAAGAUAUGUGCUUUGAUACGAAAGAUGGAUUUAAUCAGAGUGUAAUUCUUACGGUGCCUUUAGUCAUAAAACCACAAACCCAAGAACGCCAAUCUCCCAAUACCACGAAUGGAUCCGCUGUUAAUUUUAAGAAAUUUAGAAAGAACAACGGAAUCAAUCGUGCUCGAGUGAUAUCGGCCAAUGAACUGGUUGUGUAUACGAAUAAUAUGAGUUUGAAUGGCGACGCUCAACUUACUGAUUAUUCCGAUUCUGAUUAAUUUAUAUAUCUCAAGAUUCCUUUUUUUUAUUUUUAUGUUAUACUUCGUUCCUUUUUGUGAAUUGAUUACGUUUAUGAAUUUAUUCUAAUAAAAUGCGUUAUAUUUUUUUAAA